AUGCUCCUCCUGGACUGCAUCCACAGGGUGGCAAAAGCACGCGUAGCUCCAAUUUCAGCCCCAAUGGAUGUCCUCCUGCAGGCCAAUUACCACUAUAUGAAAGAAGAAAUAGUUAGGGCAAGUAGAAGCCCCAAUUCCCUAGCAGAGGUAUAUAAGGAGGUGCAAAUUUUCGCAGACAUCUCCCUGGCUACGCUACAAGCAAGGAUGAACUUUAAUCCAGUGACAAAAGCACUCAGAAAGCACCAAAUCCCAUACAGAUUGAGGUUCCCCACCCGGUUACUGAUCACCCGCAAUAGUCAGACAACCUCCGUACUAACCCUAGAAGAAGGCCAAGAGCUCCUAAAGACUUGGGACAUCCAACUGGCAGUUACGCCUACAACCUCAGUGGAGCUCAACCCACACUUACCGGACUGGAAGAAGCUGAAACGCUAA
Pelobates cultripes (western spadefoot toad) is the source of this 432-nucleotide messenger RNA. Lineage: Eukaryota; Metazoa; Chordata; Amphibia; Anura; Pelobatidae. The record is from the annotation of a GenBank genome assembly.